Molecule: messenger RNA, 1994 nt
Organism: Protopterus annectens (West African lungfish)
Lineage: Eukaryota; Metazoa; Chordata; Ceratodontiformes; Protopteridae
Product: adenylosuccinate synthetase isozyme 2-like
Exons: 13
Coding region: 203-1615 (470 amino acids)
Biological process (GO): 'de novo' AMP biosynthetic process; IMP metabolic process
Cellular component (GO): cytoplasm
Molecular function (GO): adenylosuccinate synthase activity; GTP binding
Source: RefSeq, a predicted model, not a curated record
CCCGGAAUUGCUUUACAUAUUGACCGGUUGCUUGUGCCUACUAGCGUUUCCUUGUAGGGGUGUGUGCUAGGUUGUACGUAUCGGAUGGCUUAGGGGAUAGGGUAUUCGGGUCUGUGUUCCCGCCUACGACUUGAGGCGGGAUUGGGUGCAUGGAAUUUCCCGCUGUUGAGUUGCGGAUCUCCUUUUCAAGUGUCUUCUCAGAAUGGCGACUGUGGAGAGUGCGAUUUCUAAUGGUGUGGUAGGGAGGCUGGAGAAUGAAACACACUUAGAUGAUUGUACCGAGCCGUCUGGCAAGCGAGUUAAACUGGGUAAUACGAAUAUUGGUAAUCGGGUAACUGUGGUACUGGGGGCGCAGUGGGGAGAUGAAGGAAAGGGCAAAGUGGUUGACCUGCUAGCGGUGGACGCCGAUAUUGUCUGCAGGUGUCAGGGUGGUAACAAUGCAGGACAUACCGUAGUUGUCGAUUCUGUAGAGUACGAUUUUCAUCUCUUGCCUAGUGGAGUUAUUAACAAGAAUGCCAUUUCCUUUAUCGGCAAUGGUGUGGUGAUCCACCUACCUGGCUUAUUUGAGGAAGCUCAGAAAAACUUGCAGAAAGGAAAAGGUUUAGAGGGAUGGGAGUCUAGGACAGUGAUCUCUGACAGAGCUCAUAUUGUUUUUGAUUUUCACCAAGCAGCUGAUGGCAUCCAGGAGCAACAGCGUCAAGAGCAGGCUGGGAAAAACUUGGGGACUACAAAAAAAGGAAUUGGUCCUGCAUACUCCUCCAAAGCCUCUCGUGUUGGCCUCCGGAUCUGUGAUCUUCUGGCAGACUUCCAGGAAUUCUCAAAAAAGUUUAAAGUCCUGGCUGGCCAAUACAAGUCAAUGUACCCUUCAUUAAAUAUUGACACAGAAAAAGAACUGGAAUGUUUAAAGGACUAUGCGGAGAAGAUUCGACCAUUGGUAAAAGACGGAGUCUAUUUCAUGUACAAGGCACUGAAUGGGCCAACCAAGAAAAUAUUGGUAGAAGGAGCAAAUGCAGCUCUGCUUGAUAUUGAUUUUGGUACUUACCCGUUUGUCACUUCAUCGAAUUGCACAGUAGGAGGCGUUUGUACUGGGUUGGGUAUCCCUCCACAAAAUGUUGGUGAUGUUUAUGGUGUGGUGAAAGCAUAUACCACAAGAGUUGGGGUUGGAUCUUUUCCUACUGAACAGAGCAAUGAGCUUGGUGAUUUGUUACAGUCUCGUGGUCGUGAAUUUGGCGUGACAACUGGCCGUAAAAGACGUUGUGGUUGGCUGGAUCUUGUGUUGGUGAAAUAUGCUCAUAUGAUAAAUGGCUUUACAGCUGUUGCAGUGACAAAACUGGACAUUCUAGAUGUGAUUGAAGAAAUAAAAAUUGGGGUUGCAUACAGACUGGAUGGGAAGAAGAUUCCAUAUUUUCCAGCAAACCAAGAAGUGUUAAACAAAGUUGAGGUUGACUAUGUUACUCUUCCUGGAUGGUGUUCAAAUACAGCGCAUGUACGCAGCUUUGAGGAACUGCCAGAAAAUGCACAGAAAUACAUUCACUUUAUUGAAGAGUUCUUGAAUGUGCCUGUGAAGUGGAUUGGUGUUGGCAAAUCCAGGGAGUCCAUGAUACAGCUGUUUUAAAGACGCAUUCUACUGCUGAUCCACACAGAGCGGAGUAUUCCAGUAGCUGUUUGUCUUUAGAAGUCCCUUUGUGGUUUUUAAGCAAUUAAAAUAUUUUUUCAGGUUAUGAUUGACUAGACUUGAAAAUAUUCUAUGCAUUUACAACAGAGAAAAGAUGAAAGUAUUCACUCCUUGGCACAUGCAAACCUGUCUUAUUUUAAUCUGUUUUAUAUUAUUUUACUAGGAAAAGUUUAAACGAGUAAGCAUUUGUCACACAUUCUGUUUUUAUUACUGCUAAUUUGCAGCAUUUGCACAGUCACUGAAUAUGCAGUGCAUAAACUGUUUUAUUGCCUUCUUUUUAAGAAAGCACAAUAAAUGGCCGUGCCAGAAGGAGAAAAGG